Molecule: messenger RNA, 1461 nt
Organism: Bicyclus anynana (squinting bush brown)
Lineage: Eukaryota; Metazoa; Arthropoda; Insecta; Lepidoptera; Nymphalidae
Product: 3-ketoacyl-CoA thiolase, mitochondrial
Exons: 8
Coding region: 174-1358 (394 amino acids)
Biological process (GO): fatty acid beta-oxidation
Molecular function (GO): acetyl-CoA C-acetyltransferase activity
Source: RefSeq, a predicted model, not a curated record
UUCUAAAGUCAUGCUGAAAAACGUGAUAAAAUUAUUAUGUUUGAUCUAGCGGCGGUAUAAGAUGACAAACAGUUCAAUGUACCUACAUAACCUAUCUUAUUGCGUACUAUAUAAAAGCGAAAGCCAUGUUUAAUGUAUGAUUUGAUAAUUGUAUCAGUUACGCGGUUAUAGUCAUGACACUCAGGCGCAAAGCUAUUUUUGUAGUUGGCGCCAAAAGGACGCCAUUUUGUAAACAUGGCGGUUAUCUCAGAGAGUUGCCAGCCUCGUACACUUUCGCCGCUGCAGCCAAGGAUGCUUUAAAUGCUGCCAAAUUAAAUUCCAAUUUGGUAGAUUGCACUGUAGUUGGUAACGUUAAUUUUCUCAGCCAAUGUGAUGGAGGCAAAACCCCGCGGUAUUGUGGACUUUAUUCAGGGGUUCCGAUUAAAAAGCCAGCGUUAGGCGUCAACAAAGCAUGUGGAUCUGGUUUACAGGCCAUCAUAUCUGGCGCUUUGGAAAUAUCAGUAGGUCCAGCCAAAGCGUGUCUCACUGGUGGCACAGAAAUAAUGUCAUCUCUCCCAUUUUUGGUACGAAACAUGAGAUUCGGGUCUGCUCUCGGAGUACCAUAUCAUUUCGAGGAUUAUAUCAAACAUCAAGUUUUGGAUAGCUUCACUGGUUUAUCAUUGCAAAAGAUGGCUGAAAUCGUCGCGGAAAAGUAUAAAAUAACUCGACAAAUGGCUGAUGAUUUUGCUUACAACAGUCUUUUGAAAAGGAAAUCAGCUUCGUCGAAGAUUUUACAAGAUGAAUUGACACCUCUAACUGCGCCAUUUAAGAAGAAGGAAGUAUUCGUUGACAAGGACGAUGUUGAUAGCAAUCCAGAAUUGAACAAUUUCUCCAACGCUCCUACGUUAAUAUCUGAUGGUACUAUUGUGACAUCUCUUAACUCAUCGGCACCAGCGGAUGGCGCAGCGGUGUUAGUACUAGCAGAUGAAGAAACUAUACGUAGUCGCGGUAUGACGCCGCUAGCGCGGGUAGUCGCACACGCUGCAGUGGGCGCUGACCCUUACGGGCUAGGCACUGUGGCAGCCGUGAACAAGCUUAUGAAUGACACUGGGAUGAGUGUAGACGAUGUUGACUUGUUUGAGAUUAACGAAACAUUUGCCACUGAAGUUCUGGCUACGAUGAAGGAGUUGAAGUUAGACACGCAGAAGGUGAACGUGAGUGGCGGAGCCCUGGCGCUCGGCCAUCCAGUGGCAGCCACUGGGGCGAGGAUGGCUGUUCAUUUAGUGCAUCAACUACGUCACAGGAACGGGAAGCGAGCUGUGGCCGCAUCAAGUUGUGGAGAUGGGCAGGGACUUGCUGUAAUGUUUGAAUCUGUAUAGUUUAUACUUUAAAGGCAUUUUUUAUGUGCCUUUUGGAAAAAAAUGUAUAAUUAUUAUCAUAACUUCCUCAUUAUUUAAUAAAACAUUGUUUUGUUUUUUUUUU